AUGGGUUCUCUGCUCCAAUUUCCAGACCUUAAUCUUGCCCCAUCUCCAUCCUCAUCCUUAACCACCACCACCGCCCCCGCCGCCGCAUCCACCAGCUCCAACACCAUAGCCACCACUCAGUCCAUGACGGAGGCAGCCGCAGCUUUGCUAGUGCCAAAAAUCGAACCUAAGCUUGAACCAUUUGAUGUUGAAACCCCUUUCCACCAGCAACAACCGCAAUACCCCACCAGCAGCACCCAGGAUCUUUUCUUUACCAGUUCUACCCCUAAUUAUUUCUCUAAUUCCCAAUUAACUCCUCCUCUCUCCCAAUCGACCGACGACGACAAUGCCAAUAAUCUCUACUCCGAAUACAACAGAAUCUCCGAGCUCUUUCGCACAGCUUUUGCUAAAAGCUUGCAAGAUCAAUACGGCGACGUUUCCAUCGUUUCGGACCCCGAUUCCCGCGCUAUCGUCCCUGUUAAUGAAGGUGACAAUAAUAAUGCUCUCUCCACCGUAGUGGUUUCGCGGCGUCCGAAGUAUCCGCAGCGGUCUUCGGAGCUCGUGCGUGUCACGGACCUCGGAAUAGAGGACCAGAGGUAUUUUCGUGACUUGGUCCGCCGGACACGAAUGAUCUACGACUCCCUUCGAAUCUUAUCUGUCUUGGAGGAGGAGAAGCGACGGGGAGAACGCCUAGGCCGCCGUGCACGUGGAGAUCUCCGUGCUGCCUCUGCAAUGAGGGAUUGUGGGCUGUGGCUUAACCGGGAUAAGCGGAUUGUGGGGUCCAUUCCUGGUGUUCAAAUUGGAGAUGUUUUCUUUUUUAGAAUGGAACUGUGUGUCAUGGGAUUGCACGGACAAGCUCAGGCUGGAAUUGAUUAUCUUCCAGCGAGCCAGAGUUCGAAUAGGGAGCCUAUUGCUACUAGCAUUAUCGUUUCUGGUGGUUAUGAGGACGAUGAGGAUGCUGGAGAUGUAAUUAUUUACACCGGACAUGGCGGGCAGGACAAGUUGAACAGGCAAUGCGAGCACCAAAAGCUGGAAGGAGGGAAUUUGGCCAUGGAGAGGAGUAUGCAUUAUGGGAUUGAGGUAAGAGUGAUUAGAGGGAUUAAACAUGAAGGUAGUGUUAGUAGUAAGGUUUAUGUAUAUGAUGGGUUGUAUAGGAUUCUUGAUUGCUGGUUUGAUGUUGGGAAAUCAGGGUUUGGUGUUUAUAAGUAUAGGCUACAGAGGAUAGAUGGCCAACCAGAAAUGGGUAGUUCGAUCUUGAAGUUUGCUGAGAGUUUGAGGACUAAGCCAUUGAGUGUGAGGCCUAGAGGAUAUUUGAGUCUUGAUAUUUCGAAUAAGAAGGAGAAUAUGCCAGUUUUUUUGUUUAAUGAUAUUGACAAUGAUCAUGAUCCUUUGUGUUAUCAAUAUCUUGAACGUACUGUUUUUCCAGUCUUUUUGUUUACUAAUGGAAGUAAUGGAACUGGAUGUGAUUGUGUUUCGGGAUGCAGUGAUGGUUGUUUUUGUGCAAUGAAGAAUGGAGGUGAGUUUGCGUAUGAUGAGAAUGGGUUUCUGUUGAGGGGGAAGCCGGUGGUAUUUGAAUGCGGGGUUUCUUGUAGGUGUCCGCCAACCUGUCGGAAUAGGGUAACGCAAAGGGGAUUGAAAAAUAGAUUGGAAGUGUUUAGGUCAAGGGAAACAGGCUGGGGAGUUAGGUCAUUGGAUGUGAUCCAUGCUGGUGCUUUUAUAUGUGAGUAUGCAGGGGUUGUCCUAACUAGAGAGCAAUCCCAGAUUUUCACUAUGAAUGGUAGUGGUUUGGUUUAUCCAAAUAGGUUUUCUGCUAGAUGGGCUGAAUGGGGGGAUUUAUCUCAGAUCUAUCAAAAUUACAUCCGUCCAUCAUAUCCUGAGAUUCCACCGUUGGAUUUUGCAAUGGAUGUGUCAAAAAUGAGGAAUGUUGCAUGUUAUAUGAGCCAUAGUUCAACCCCAAACGUGCUGGUGCAGUUUGUGUUGUACGAUCACAAUAAUUUGAUGUUCCCUCACAUCAUGCUUUUUGCAAUGGAGAAUAUCCCGCCUUUGAGGGAGUUAAGCCUUGAUUAUGGGGUGGCUGAUGACUGGACGGGGAAGCUUGCUAUCUGCAACUAA
Messenger RNA from Dovyalis caffra, 2091 nucleotides. The record is from the annotation of a GenBank genome assembly. NCBI's taxonomy places the organism in Eukaryota, Viridiplantae, Streptophyta, Magnoliopsida, Malpighiales, Salicaceae.